AUGAAGAACAGUUCCGAGAUUUGUAAUCAAAUGACUGUAUGCUAAAGUCAUAGUGAAUAUUAAAAACCAACACUAACUAACUUAGCCCAAAGUGUAUUCAUGAGUUCACCUUUAUAACCAAAUAUUCUCUCUCGAUCUUAACCUAUAACUCCAAACAAUGGAGAUUAAGCUGAUUUAAUACUAGAAAUAGGUUUACCUAAGGUUUUAACAAGAAGAAUGACUAAGUAUUUAAGUAGAUAAAAUUAAUAUAGAAAUGAUUAUUUGACAACAGCCAAUGGGCAUAAAUCAUAGUAAGAAGUCUUUUGCAAUAAUUGCUAAAGAAUAAAUAUGACUAGACUCGAAACUGAAUACGGAUUGGGUGCAAUCUAAGUUACCUGCUUGCUAAUUGUCCUAUUUUGGCCAUUAUGCUGGUUACCUUGUAUCUUAAAAUAAUGUAAAGACAUAAUUCAUUACUGUCCAUUUUGUAACUAAAUUGUUGGAAGAACUCCCUACACGUUCUGUUGA
This is a messenger RNA of Paramecium pentaurelia, 504 nucleotides long. NCBI's taxonomy places the organism in Eukaryota, Ciliophora, Oligohymenophorea, Peniculida, Parameciidae. The record is from the annotation of a GenBank genome assembly.